Molecule: messenger RNA, 937 nt
Organism: Neurospora hispaniola
Lineage: Eukaryota; Fungi; Ascomycota; Sordariomycetes; Sordariales; Sordariaceae
Exons: 1
Coding region: 105-851 (248 amino acids)
Source: RefSeq, a predicted model, not a curated record
CUUCAAGCCCCCAGCUUCUAGUCUCUCAAGCCAUCAUCAAUACUCAAUUAUCUACUUUUUCAAUAUCUCAAGACUUUCAAGUCGAAAGAGAAAGAAACAAAAAAAUGGCCCUCUCAACCGAAGUCAACAUCACCGUCAACCCCCCCUACCACCUUCGCGACGGCGCCACACCUUCCCACUUUACCUCUUCCAACUUACCCUGGAUCACCGGCACAUGGCACACCACGCACUCGACCAACCCCGAAGAGCAAUCAGGCAAGCGCAAUGCGCGCAUCUGCCUCAGCCUGAUCCGGGGCACCAACUCCGUCUCUUCGGAUUCUGAGGGUUCCGACUCGGAUAUGGAGCCCGACAAGGACCGGAUCCUCGCCGUCCGCUCGUACCAGAACCUGCACUCGUCGGCGAUCCAAGACGUCGGGCAAACCGAUCUCUUCCUCGACGAGCUGGACCAGGGGUUCACGCAGGUGAACGGGCCCAUUAUGCGCCAGCGGUGGGAGAUCAUUGCGUGGGGAAAGGAGGGACAGCUGGAGGAGUGGAUGAAUGAUGACGGGUCGGGCUGGAUUGUGGACAACUCGGGGGAGGCCAGGCCGGAUUGGAGGAAUAGUUAUGUGGUGGUGUAUAUCGGAAAUGACCUUGGCAAGUUGAGGAAUGUGGGCGAGGGCACGAUUGAGAUUUGGGAUCGGUUUGGGCCGAGUGGACCCCUCAGGGAGGAGACGGUGGAGAAGAUUAGGGAGGCUUUGCAAGCGUUGGGAGGGAAGGAUGAGCGGUUCGCAAAGUUGGCAUCAAGGUUGCAGAGGAUGAGGAUGGAUGAGGGGAGGAAGAGUGAGGAUGAUGCGAGGAUAAGGGCGUAUUAAGCAGGUGGUAUGACUUGGGUAUAGGCUCUAGUUUGGGUUGAGACUUGAGGGAGCAAGCGAGGUGGGUUGACAAAGACAAAAAGCGC